Messenger RNA from Aegilops tauschii subsp. strangulata, 723 nucleotides. NCBI's taxonomy places the organism in Eukaryota, Viridiplantae, Streptophyta, Magnoliopsida, Poales, Poaceae. The record is from RefSeq and is a predicted model, not a curated record.
AUGGGGAGGCCCGCCAACGGGCGCUGUCUGGGCGACGCGAGCGGCGAGAGCGACUCGACGCUCGGCACAGGCUCGGCGAGCAUCAACCAUGGAGAAAGCCCCUUGCUUCGCCGGCGCCACUGUUCAUCGUCUCCACGCACGGCGGCGCCCGAUCUAGAUCGAGGGGAGGAGCCCCUCGAGCCCGAGCUCCUUCGCCUCCCGCCACUCCUUCCACUCGGCAGCGCGGCGCCUCAUCUCCUCGCCCCUCUCCGCCUCGCCGCCAGCAACCGCCCGUUCCUCUGGGUCAUGUGGCCCGGCCUCGUCGCCGGCGACCGCGGCAUGGAAGCCUUGCCCGCCGACUUCCUCGCGGAGACCAAAGGGUGGCGCUUCAUCGCCGAGUGGUGCGCGCAGGAGCAGGUGCUGCGGCACCGCGCCGUGGGGGGCUUCCUGACGCACAGCGGGUGGAACUCGACGAUGGAGAGCAUCUGGGCCGGCGUGCCGAUGAUUUGCGCGCCGGGGUUCACGGACCAGUACAUCAACAGCCGGUACGUGUGCGGGGAGUGGGGCGUCGGGCUGCGCCUGGACGAGCAGCUGCGGCGAGAGCAGGUGGCGGCGCACAUCGAGGAGCUCAUGGGCGGUGGCGAGAGGGGCGAGGAGAUGAGGCGCCGCGCCGCCGAGUGGAAGGAGCGGCGGUUACGGGAGGCGAAGGAGCUCGGGUUCGAGGGGCUCCUCCCCUCGAUCUAG